This is a messenger RNA of Rhopilema esculentum, 4550 nucleotides long. NCBI's taxonomy places the organism in Eukaryota, Metazoa, Cnidaria, Scyphozoa, Rhizostomeae, Rhizostomatidae. The record is from RefSeq and is a predicted model, not a curated record.
CAUUCUGUGACCUACCUUCGCUUAUCACAACCCAUUUCUAUUCAUCCUUUUCAUUCUGUGACUUACCUUUGCUUAUCACAACCCAUUUCUAUUCAUCCUUUUCAUUCUGUGACUUACCUCUGCUUAACACAAGCCAUUUCUAUUUAUCCUUUUCAUUCUGUGACUUACCUUUGCUUAUCACAACCCAUUUCUAUUCAUCCUUUUCAUUCUCUGACUUACCUUUGCUUAUCACAACCCAUUUCUAUUCAUCCUUUUCAUUCUGUGACUUACCUUUGCUUAACACAAGCCAUUUCUAUUCAUCCUUUUCAUUCUGUGACUUACCUUUGCUUAUCACAACCCAUUUCUAUUCAUCCUUUUCAUUCUGUGACUUACCUCUGCUUAACACAAGCCAUUUCUAUUUAUCCUUUUCAUUCUGUGACUUACCUUUGCUUAUCACAACCCAUUUCUAUUCAUCCUUCUCAUUCUGUGACUUACCUUUGCUUAACACAAGCCAUUUCUAUUCAUCCUUUUCAUUCUGUGACUUUCUUUUGCAUAUCGCAAACCAUUUUCCAGGCUCCCCAUUUGGCUUUACGUAUUUCGAACUAUUUCGUUGAGUCUUUUUCUAUUUGCAAUUUAGCUUGAUAUACCAAACAAUACCUGCUACUUUGCAUUACUACUCUUUUUCAGUCUGCAUCUUAGUUUCAAGUAUCAUUAACUGCUCUCAUGUACUACAGUCUUGCCUGCUUGCUUGCAGUGCAUCCAGCCUGCAAGCUAACUUAACAUAUAAAUCGUUGUUGAUAGUUUCAACAGUGUUCAAUUUACCUUGAGACAUCACGAGUCGUUGCUGAUAGUCUCUUUCAGUCUACGAAAUUGCAUUGAUACAAUUGACCUUUUGUAUCAUGUUUCACGCCCUUUCCUGGCAAUAUCGUAGCUGCUGUCAUGUUACUUGAUGUGUUUUUUGCGUUUAACACUCUUCUUAUGUUCUUUUAUGUUGCCAAUGAUACCUUCUUGGCUUCUUUAGUUUUCAGGUAACGGCAAGGGCGUCUUUGAGACGCAAGAAGAGCUCAGAUGACACUUUAAAAAACAGUCUUUACGAGCAGUCGAAGAGUUUGGGAACUGAUAACAUUAAAGAUAACGAGGCAAAUGAAGUGGAUUUGGAUUCCAUGGACGAGGAAGAGGAUGAGGACGAAGAUGGCGAAGAGUUAACAGACAGUGAUGAUUUUCAUUCGGACCACGCGCCUGAAGGCGAGGAUGAUGAGUUGAUCCUGUCGCUGCUUGAGCAGCAUUUCGAUUAUUUGGCUGAAGACAUGCCAAACGAGGCUGAUGCUAAGGAAGAGCUAUAUCAGGUUAAUUCUAGUCCUGGGAGCGAACAGAAGCAGAAGAAAGGUCAAGGCUUUUUGAGUAGAUGUCGUUCAAGUAUUUCUGCAAAAUUUCUAUCCAGAUCACAGAAGACAGGGAAGAAUUCUCAAAUUUCAGAAGAUCAGAAGAAACGUAUUGAUAUGCUUAAAAGGGUAAUGGAUCAAAAUCAAAACUAUGGAUCAUCAGGUUUACGCGCAGGCAACUCAAAAGAGGCUCGAAGGAUGAAAAAGCUAAUGGCCCAGUCAGAACCGAAUCUUUCCAUCGGGAUCGCACCUCAAAGCAAAACGGGUCGCAAGACAAAUCAUCGGAGAGGCUCUGGGAUUUCGGCUGACAGCAGCAGUGAGCUACGUGUGAUUAAAGAAAAAAAGAUUCCAGAGGACGAUUUCCAAUCAAGGGACCGGGUAAAGUAUUUGAGAGCCAGCAGUACUUCUUCAGCAGAGCAUGAAAAAUCUGCAUCUGAGUUGAUAAAUUUGUUCAACCUAAGAAGCAGUACCCCGAAACAUAAACUAGACCUUCCUUUUAGCCAAGUGGGUAAGUCUAUCAAAUCAUAUAAGCAAAGAAGCAGUCCUGGGGUCUCCCCUGUCUCUUCUCCAACGAAAUUGAAACAAAGCUGGAACCAGUUGAAGGAAGAUAAAACGCAUGAAGGCAUUCCAGCCAACUCGAUGAAAGAAGGGGCUGUUAAAAGAAGACCUAAGGCUGAUGAUCGACCAAGGUUUCGAAGCCGUCCAAAGUCUCUUGUUUUACCUUUACAAACGUCUCUCGAUGAAUUGAUUGAAGUCCACUGCAGCAAAACUAAUUCUGACUCUGAGUUGAAUGAUGACUGUAAACUAGAGAGCAAAAAGAAAGCACAUACCCGUGUGGAUGAUGAGAAGCCUGGUAAAUACGCAGAAUCUUCUCAAAGCAAAGUUAACUCAAAUAAGGCAUCGGUUAUCGUCCGGCCGAUAGAAAUAGAGGCUGAUGACAGUCUAGAGAGCUCUGCAAGGAAAUCAACUUUAGAUAACACAGUGAUUUUCAAUGAUGGAAAGAACAUGGAAGUAGCAAAUGAAGCGCCUUCGCAAGAUCGUGUGGGGUGUAUUGAGGCUCAUGCCGGCACUACAACGUGUACUUCAGAGAACCAAGCAACGUUAAACGUGAAGCUUGUUGUCAGAAGCAAAGAAGUUGCUCCUGCCAGAGAAGAGCCACAAAGAGAGGAAGGCGAAGCAAACGAGGAAGCGAAACCGAAACACGAUAAUGAAAAGAUAGAGACAGCUUCAGAUGAACCAUCAUCUUCAACUCCGACGGAGUCUGGGGCAUUGCUAAUAACAGAAUGUCAAGCAGCUGUCAGUCACUUGUUGGCAUCCUUUGAUGCAAUAUCAAGUUUUCAAGAAAAGGUGUUCAAAAGUGGAGACGUGAAAAAUAAGGAUGAAAUUGUAAAUAUGCUCUCGAGCACUUAUUGUACAGUUGCUAACGUUUUGACAAAACAACAAAGGAACCUCACAAAUGUUUCUGUUGCUAUUACUGAUGCUGGAAUCGACAUACAGGCCAAGCAGGUUGCAUCGUCAAUUAGAAAUAUGGAGGAGAGCCCUAGUUCUACUGCUGAUAAAACGAAGCAAGUUGUUGGCCUAUUGGAACAGUAUUCUGAUGCCAUCGUUAGAUUAGUUGAAGUAAAGCUUGCGAAUAAAUCGUGAAUUUUACAAGUUACAUAGAAAUUUUUCAAAUUCAAAGCCAGGUAGCUUUCACUUAUUCUUGAACAAUGGCAGUUGCCUUUUUCUUUUGAAACCAGCCGGAAAAAAAUAUUUUUGUAUAGUUUAACAUGAAGUACGAUUCUUCAAACAUUGUUACAAGUUUUACUUUAUGCCGCGAACAGAUCUUUAAUCAGUAGGGGUGGAUGUUUCACGAACCAUUGCAAAGUACUUUAGUAUAUUGAAAAAUUUUAAAAGAUGGUAAAAGAAGAUUCCGAUCUUCGCCUGCGUUGAGACAAAUUCUGCUCACGUGACAUUCUAACAGCUUUUGUUUGGCCAGUUUCUAGUUCUAUUCGAAGAAUCGGCCCUAGUAAACGAAUCUGUUCAAUGCAUUAACGUAUUCUUCCGUUAGAAUAAUAUGCCGUUCAGGUCAGCUAUUUAUUUAAAAUAUUUCGAUAACGUCAGUAGCAGCAAAGCAGCUGGAUAAUUGACACUCGUUCGUCUUUGAAAUCAGCAACGAAAAUUUUCGUUUUUCCUGUUAAUUGAAAAUUGUUGUUUAAAGUAGUGUCGUUUUGUUAGUUCCCGUAACACAAAUUGUGUUUAAGGAUUAACAAUGUUUCGUCACAUGAUGUGCUUAACUGAGUUUCGGUCCAUUUAGUUCUUUUUGAUUAUCUUUUUCAUAUAAUUUUGCAUGAAAUUUUACCAACAACACCUCGAUGAGCUCGCACGACUAUGAACUUUCAUUAAGUGAUGACGCAACAACUGUACUUUCGCUAGAAAUAUCACAAUGCUAAACACAGACGAAUAGUAAAAGGUGCAAACUGUUUCGAGGGGCGCAAAUGAAUUAUUUUUGGAGGAGAUAUGGGUGUCAGGACAGGCAUGAACGACUCGCUUACGAAAUGGACCGACCCCUAAAAACCAAUCUAAGCAGAUAAAUACAAUUAAAAUGUAAAAAGAAUACGUUUGAGGAAAUGGCAAGAGACAUCGCACUUUGAAAAAUUGGGGAACUCAUUCUCUUUGGAAAUGUAGUGGCCUUUUUGUACUUUUUAGGGGUACCUAAAGAUACCAGAUGAAAUAAUUAUCUUUGUUUUGCUGUAAAUUUUCUUUAAGAGCAGUCUCUUGUAUGGAAGAUACAGCACUAAUGGGGCACACAAGUCCUGAAGAUACACUAUGCAAGAAAGGUUCGGGGGCAUGCUCCCUCGAAAAAUGUGAGUUUCAAGGCCUCUUGCUUGGCUCUGAUGGCCUCCUGACCACUGACCAAAUCCCCCCUUACCCCCCAAUUUGCGUCCCUGACUGUUUCAUCCAGAGUUAUUUUGGCUAUUAGAAAUCUCUUUUAUAAUGGGGUAGCAAGAAUAGCAGCGUCUUGGAACCCGAUUUGUCUAGAGCAACUCGGAGCCUCGAUUCUGAGUGUUUUUCAAGAUACCCUGAAAUUGAGAGCCAAAGUGAGGCUUCAAUAUUUCGACCUUGUCAAGUAUAUCUUCUUGCGUCCACUUCCUUGCUAAUUUGCUUUUAAAGACAACUGUUAUUGCAAUCUUUAUUUAAGUAAAAAUA